CGAGAGACUCCGUGCUCAUGCUCGCUGCAGGGGUCGGAGGUCAGGGCGAGCGUCUCGCGGGCCGUAGGAGGAAGAUGGCGGUGGAAUCGCGCGUUACCCAGGAGGAAAUUAAAAAGGAGCCGGAGAAGCCAAUUGACCGCGAGAAGACAUGCCCGCUGCUGCUGCGGGUCUUCACCACCAAUAACGGCCGCCACCACCGAAUGGAUGAGUUCUCCCGCGGAAACGUACCGUCCAGCGAGCUGCAGAUCUACACUUGGAUGGAUGCAACCCUGAAAGAAUUGACCAGUUUAGUUAAAGAAGUCUAUCCAGAAGCUAGAAAGAAGGGCACACAUUUCAAUUUUGCAAUUGUUUUUACGGAUAUUAAAAGACCUGGUUAUCGAGUUAAGGAGAUUGGCAGCACCAUGUCUGGCAGAAAGGGGACUGAUGAUUCCAUGACCCUGCAGUCACAGAAGUUCCAAAUAGGAGAUUAUUUGGACAUAGCGAUCACCCCUCCGAAUCGGGCACCACCCACUUCAGGGCGCAUGAGACCAUAUUAAAUUCUAUUUACUAUUUCUUGACUUUAUUUUUCAGUUGGUUAUGUAAAAUAAACUUACUCUUUUUCCUCUCCAGAUUAUUGCCAUUAAGCCUUUAAAUUCUAAACAAAUUGUAAUGCAUCUAUUUAGGAGAUUUGGAUGUGCUAUGGUAUGAAUAUGAAUAGUCCAUAUGUUUCAAGCCCUUCUGUAAAAUACAAAGAAAAGUGCUCUUAGCAUUCUGUGUAAAACUGUAUUGUUAAAUACAUGUGUGCAAUCCGC
Messenger RNA from Lepus europaeus (European hare), 791 nucleotides. It is a transcript of the gene SAP18, whose product is annotated as Sin3A associated protein 18. The record is from RefSeq and is a predicted model, not a curated record. NCBI's taxonomy places the organism in Eukaryota, Metazoa, Chordata, Mammalia, Lagomorpha, Leporidae. The transcript is spliced from 4 exons. Gene Ontology annotation, cellular component: nucleus. Bases 18 to 536 code for a protein of 172 amino acids. Gene Ontology annotation, biological process: negative regulation of DNA-templated transcription. Gene Ontology annotation, molecular function: transcription corepressor activity; transcription factor binding.